GGGUGGGAGCGUCGUUGCCCUGCCCGUAGCUUCCAGGCAGGGGGCGGGAGAGUCUGUCCCGGCCCCGCUCGGUGGGAGCCGGCUGGACUGUAGAGCUGGGGGUGUUACGGGGUGGAGGAGGAUCUCCCUCAGGGCCCGCCUGGAUCCCCAGAGGAUGAAGUGGAAGGAAAUGCUGAUGCAUCAUAGAACCUUCAAGUACAAAGCAAGAGAGAAUAUGAUUGGCCUAAAAAUUGCUGAGGAGGAAAACCAUAGUUCUGUGAUUAUGACAUUACAGUUUGGAGCUAAAAUGUUACUGUGAUGUCACAUAUCUGCUAUUAUGGACUACGUUUACCUGUGAUAUGAUGGGAACAGCUAUGGGCACUAAAAUGGCCCCACAGUAUGCCAACCUUUUUAUGAGCCACCUGGAAGAAGACUUCCUCAAGAACUGCACCAUCAAACCCUUGCUAUACUAAAGAUACAUUGAUGACAUCUUCAUCAUUUGGACUGAGAACCUGCAAUCUCUGAUUGAGUUCCAUCAGAAAUUCAACAAUCACCAUCCCUCCAUCCGACUUUCCUUAGAAUACUCCAGCACCAACAUCUCCUUUUUAGACACAAUGAUCAGUAUCCAGAAGGGUAAAAUACAGACCACAGUAUACAAGAAACCCACAGACCAACAUACAUAUCUGUACAGAACCAGCAAUCACCCUAAACACACCAAAAAAGCUGUGAUAUACAGCCAAGCCCUCAGAUACCAUCGCAUUUGUACUGAAGAGAACACCCGGGAUCGCCACCUCACCAAUCUUAAAAAGGCUUUCACCCAACAAGGACACUCCUCCAGAGAGGUAGAUCACACAUUUGAAAGAGCCACCUGGAUACCAUGUGAAGAACUGCUGCAGUACAGAAGAAAACCCCCCACAAAUCGCACACCGCUGGUUAUGACGUAUCACCCCUCCCUUGAACCUGUACGGAAAAUCCUCAAAAAAUUGCAACCCAUACUAGACAGAGACCCUAUUCUUAAAAAAAUCUUCCCAGAGACACCCAUCCUAGCCUUCAAACAAGCACCGAAGCUUGCCAACAUCAUCACCAAAAGCAAACUUCCUCAAGCCCAGAACACACCAAAAGGAUCCAGACUGUGCCAGGACAAGAAAUGCAAAACCUGCCAACACAUCUCCGCCACCCCCACAAUUACUACACCCCACAACAGAGCCAUCAGCAUCCCUGGAUCUUACAGCUGCACCUCCAGAAAUGUAAUAUACCUCAUCCAGUGCACCAAAUGCCCUGAAGGAAAAUAUGUAGGAGAGACCAAACAACAACUGCGCACCAGAAUGAACGCACACCGGAAAUCCAUCAAAGACAGAAACACCCAAUUACCGGUGGGGGCACAUUUCUCACAGAAGGGCCACUCUCUCUCCAAUCUCUCAGUCCUGAUCCUCAAGGGAAAUUUACACAACACAUCCCAGAGACGAGCCUAUGAGCUCCAUUUCAUCAACCUGGAUACUAGAGAUCAGGGACUAAACACAGACAUUGGAUUUUUGAUACAUUACAAUCUGCCUGGCAACUGACUCCCCAGCCCAGCCCCUGGCUUCUUUACUUUUCAUUCCAUCCAUCCAACUGCUGAAACUUCCUUAGCCUGACAAAGGGUUUUUGAACCCAAAAGCUUGCUUAAUAACUAUUCUCCAACUAUUUGGGUUGGUUUAAUAAAAGAUAUCAAAUUCACCCAAGGAACCUUGUCUGUCAAAAUAUUUUAGACAUUUUCAGUUGUUUGUGCUUUUUCCUUAUUCAUUUUGAUUGGGUUUUAAGGACAAUAGUGUAAUGGAGGAGGUUUUUUUCAGCGAUAUGGAAGAUUUUAUGUUUCCCCCAUCAGCCAAGCAACUGCUGUUUGUACAACAGGCCCUGUAUAUAGCCAAUGAACCUAGCCCCACACCCCAGCACUCAAAUCAUGCAAUAAGACCUACAAGAUAUACAAUGUUAAAAAUUAAUGAAAAGGCAUGUUUCCAGAUCCAUUACACAAAAUACCCCAGACUGACAUGCAGCAUUCUAGCUAAGUAUUCAUAAAGACACAGAUUACACAAACCAACAUUCGCUACCCAUAAAUCCAUGCCCUAUCCCCAAAAUAGGUGCAGAAAGCCUAGAUGGUGUGCUAUUGGUAACUGUCUGCCAGAUCAUACCUUAACCUAACUAGCUAUUCCUAUGGACCUGCAAGCCUCUGAACUUCUGCCUCCCAGCUACUGGCAAAGCUCUGUCCUUGCUCUCACUUGUGUAGAACAGUUAUAAUUCAAGGCAGGUAAUGCUUAGCAGCCACAAGGCUUUCACUUAGCACCUGCUAGCUACCUUUUUGUCUCAACCGCACAUUCCACUAUUAUCCUGCAACUGCCAAGGUCAAAAUUUAAACAGUUCUUUUCAGCAAUCCAAACAGCAAGGGAAAAGGCUAGUGUAGUUAAGCGUAAACAAAUCUCUCAGAAUAGGAGGAAUCAAACAGGCUUUUUCCUCUCCCAUGUUCUCCCAAUGCCAUUCAUGUUCACAUUCUCAGCCACACUGUCAGCUCACCCUUUUUCAUUAGAGAAAACAAGCAAGUUUCUGAAAAAAAUCUAACGGUGUGCACUUUUCCAAACAAAUGUUAAUAUACCAGCUGAAUGCAGGACCUGAGAGCAGAAUGGAGAAACACCUUUUUCUCUUUUUCAGCUCUGAUGAGGAGGGCAAAUAAUAGGCAUAUGGGUGCUAUCAGGUGCACCAAUACGAUUAGGGAACCCCAAGGCACAAAAAGCUAUCUGUAAUCUCCUGGGGAUUGGCAAACCUUAUAAUAUACUAUGACAACUUUUUAAUGGUAUUGUCAAUAACUUUCAAACCGGGUGGAAGGGUGAAAAGAAUUUAAGCAGACCCUUGGGUCAUUCCAAUGAAUGUGAGAAGUCUAUUGAUUGACAAAGCAGAAUUACUGCAAGAUUAGUGCUGUGCCCAAGCAUAAUCUUACAGAACAGGUGUUGACUGCUGCAAAGCAAAGGUAGCUAGGCUCACAGCCUCCAAAUGGUCCAGCACGCAAACAGUUCAGCAGGCAUUACAUAGAAGUUCCCAAGUUGCUCCCUAGCCUAUACCCACUAUUUAGACAUGGCUGGUAAACAUAAUCUAAUAUUCUAAUAAAUGAUCCCUGAUUGGUUUUAUUUAAAUUUCACUGAAACUUCCAGAAUCAGAUUAAACUAGAUGGAGCCAAAUAGUUAAAAUUUAUAUCUUUGAGGAAGUAACAGGGCAAUAGGAAGGGCUUCUUAUCUCCUUUCUUCCUAUGGUAGAAAGCUGUUUUAGCUCUGGCUAAAACCUCGAGAAUGUCCAGAGGAGGGCCACUCAUAUGGUUAAGAGUUUGCAGGCCAAACCCUAUGACGAGAGACUGAGGGACCUGGACUUCUUCAGCCUCCACAAGAGAAGGCUGAGAGGUGAUUUUGUGGCUGCUUACAAAUUCAUUAGGGGGAUGCAGCAAGGAAUCAGAGAGGCACUGUGUUCACCAGGGCGCCUCUUGGGGUAACAAGGAACAAUGGUCACAAACUGACAGACAGCAGAUUUAAACUGGACAUCAGGAACAAAUUCUUCAUGAUAAGGGUGUCCAAAAUUUGGAAUGGGCUUCCAAGAGCUCUCCCCUACCUUGGGGGUCUUUAAGAGAAGGCUGGAUAGGCAUUAAUUUGUUGGAUCCCCUGACCCCAGCACUCUUUCCUGCUUAGGCAGGGGGUCAGACUCGAUGUUCUGUUGAGAUCCCUUCCAACCCUAGCAUCUAUGAAUCUAACAAGGCUGCCUUGUUCUUAAUUAUUGUGUUCAAUUAGACACACAGAUGUCUUUGUCCUGCUAACCAAGCCAGUCACAGCAUCUGCAAACUCUCACAUUAUGGUAUGUAAUUCAAGGACAGGCUUCCAGCCUGCUACUGCCACUUAGCCACAGGCCCUUUGAAUACAGCCAGGUCUGACAGCAACAUACCCAUGGCUUAGAUCAUACAGGGCUACAUACAACCUACAGUGUGCACACCUAAAUCAAAUAGCCCCAGACUGGCUAGGAACUAACCAGUAGCAAUCAGAGUUACAGGUAUCCAGAUGGUGAUGGAAUAAGGAAAUAUUCCAUCACAUUAUCCCUAUCAAAUAAAGGAAUUCUUAUGUUAUCACAGUACCUCAGCAGCUCUGUCCAGGGAAAUGGCAUUUGCCAUUCUGAAUUCUUUCAGUAACUUGUAACAUCUGCAGUAUAAUUCUCUCCCACCAACCUUUCCUUGUUUCUUAAGUCUGUGCUAUACAAACUGUUCUGCAAGUUCCUUAUGAAGCAGCCUCUCAAUCUCAAUGUCCUCCUGUUCUUCAUUUUUAUCCCUGUCUGGUUUAUCAUUCUCUUCUUGGUCAUUAUUCUCCUCGUGGUCAUUAUCCCCUGCUGACUAGGAGGAAGAGGAAGUGGCAGCUGCUGCCUCUGAAAUCACCAAACUUAGUACCACGGAAGUUGGUUUGCAGAGCUGCAGCAGCAUAUCAUACUCAUUGCAGAAGAUGCUGUCUAUUCCCAAGUGUAGUGUGUGACAGCUAAGAGUUGUCUGUGUGAUAAAAGUACUUGCUAAGCACUCUGUGAAAAUUAAACUAGGUGUUUCUUGUCAUUUUUUCAUGUAUUGCGAGCUGUAUGUUGCCGCUAAGAGCUUAAUUAAAGUCAAAGAUUAGUGAAGCCUUAUAUGUAGUAAGGCCUUGUAUGUAGUGAGGCAUUGUAAGAUUAUUGAGGCCUUAGAAGUAGUAAAGCUUUAUAUGUAGUGACGCAGUUAAAAUUAACCUCAUCAGAAAAAUGCAAAGGCUUGUACUGCUAUUAGUCAGUCAUAAGAAAAGUUCGUAGUGUAAGAAUGUAAGUGGCUGUAAGUCAACAGUGUAGCUCAGAAGUUAUUAAUUGGCUAGCACAUCUAGAAAUCAGUAGAAGGAAGAUGCAGCAUUGUAAGAGAAGCUACUAAUUUAGAAAUUAGCUGCUGACCUAGAUUCAGUGGGCCAGUGGAUCUCGAGGAGCACAAUGACUGAAUACCAGGGUCCUUCCCGGUACCCCUCGGACAGCACAGAUCAGGGAUGCCUGACUUCAGUGAGCUUUAUAGAAGAGGAACUUGUCGUACAUCAGGCAUCAGAGGGGACUGUCGAUAAGUUGCCAACGUGAAUUGUUAUUGUCUGUCGUUGUCUUGUUAUACUAUGCGUAGUUGUGUGUUUGUUAAGUCAAUAAAACUUUCUUAUCUUUUUA
This is a messenger RNA of Alligator mississippiensis (American alligator), 5196 nucleotides long. RefSeq lists its product as uncharacterized. The transcript has 4 exons. Bases 594 to 1541 code for a protein of 315 amino acids. The record is from RefSeq and is a predicted model, not a curated record. Lineage: Eukaryota; Metazoa; Chordata; Crocodylia; Alligatoridae.